This is a messenger RNA of Fundulus heteroclitus (mummichog), 8587 nucleotides long. RefSeq names its product SHC (Src homology 2 domain containing) transforming protein 1 (gene shc1). Gene Ontology annotation, biological process: cell surface receptor protein tyrosine kinase signaling pathway; intracellular signal transduction. The transcript has 12 exons. Gene Ontology annotation, molecular function: receptor tyrosine kinase binding. Gene Ontology annotation, cellular component: plasma membrane. Bases 4167 to 5966 code for a protein of 599 amino acids. The record is from RefSeq and is a predicted model, not a curated record. NCBI's taxonomy places the organism in Eukaryota, Metazoa, Chordata, Actinopteri, Cyprinodontiformes, Fundulidae.
AGAGACGGUAAGAGAAAAAAUGGGAGGCAGCAUCACCCACCCAGACCGGGAGAAGGGGAGGGGAGGGCAGACGGCGUUGCUUGUCCCUCCAACAGACAGAGGUGGAAGGGAAGUGGGCAUGAGAGACAGAAGAGGAGCACAAUGAAGGAGUGCCAUUGUCCAUCCUGGCAGCAUUGCCAUUUCACCAUCUGCUGAAAGGCAGGGAAAGAGACGGAGGAGGGGACAAAAAAGAGGAAUAAGAGGAGACCGCUGAGCAGAGGAGGAGAGGAUAGAUGGAGAGGCAGUGACUUUGUGAAUUGAUCAAGCGGAAGAGUGGAUCAGAGGAGAAGCACGUUUUUUUUUUGUUUUUUCUGUUUUGUCUUUCCUAUGCCGGGCAGUGGAGGAAAGAAAAGCCAGACAGAGGGAGAGGACGGAUGUUCGGACAGUCCGGGGAUGUUUAAACAUUAAUGUGGUGUUCAGAUGAAUAUGGAAGUCGGCUUUAGAUAAAUGGUUGUGACUUAUCAACUGCAUGCUUUAUAAACCAAAAAAAAAAUUAACUAAUGCUUUGCCAUUUCUUUUUAAAAAGGCAGAUUUGUUAGACUUGAUUUAUACAGAACAAGCUUUUAUUACUUUCCUGAUUUUUCUAUGAGGAAGAAGAUCCACUCGGCAGGAUGUUAUACAAUCGUCUUUGUUAACUGCUGCAGAGAAUAUUCAGGUUGUUUUUAUGCAACUUUUCUUAACGUCAGUUUGUCUUCAAAAGGCAGGCGGCGUGGUUGUUCUUUUAUACUGUAAAUCUCAGUUUUCUUACUGUUCUUAAAAUAUUCUCAGUUUUAAACGCUCCAGUUGGAGUCGGUGCAUUCAGCCAGUGGAGAUGUCAACAUUGAUUGGGUUUUAUGGCUGGCGUGAUGUCGGUCAAACUUUGAUCAUUUCCUGAACUGUAUUGAUCUAAAAGAGUCUGUAGUUCUCUUGUUUUUUCCUGCCAUUGGAUGAAAAAAAAACAAAGCUCUUAUGUGGAGGCUUUGAUGCAACAGCUAAUUGCUUGCCAAAGCGGUUAUCUCUUUGAAGAUUUCUGCUGUUGUCAGGACUUCUUGGUGUAAAUCCUCCACAGGCAUCUCUCUUAAUGUCUGUUGCCAUUGCAACGGGCUGCAGCAGCAGACAGAGCAUGAUGUAAAAAAUCUUUUCUUCUCGUCCUUGUCUUUUUAAAACUGGUGCUGUUACAUUUGUUGUGUGUAUGCCUUUCAUUGAUAACACCAAGUAGGAGAGAUGAGUUUGUAGUUCCCUGUGUUUUCUUUGUCGCAUUGAAUUUUUUUCAAUUCUCUAUUCUGUGAUUCAGGGUUGUUUCAGGUAACCUGUACCCUGUCACCCAUUCGGUAGGGUUGUCUACUUCACCGUUAGGCUUUGUGUGCUGUUGUUAGGCAUGACUGGAUAAAUUAGAUCAUCAUCCUGAUUUCACUUGUACAUAUCAGUGGGUACAGCUGCCUAGCCUUGAAGCCUCUAAUCACCACUCAUUAGUUGUGAUUUGUGGUGGGUUGGUGACUCAAAAUUUGUGUCCAUGUUGUGGGCCGUCAUCUUUGUUGUCACCCGACCUACACUGUGUUCAGUGCACUCACAAAUAUUGUAGGCCCAGGGUGGCUUUGUUCAAGAAAAACCAGAGUUUCCUUGUACUGCUUGCACAUCCACGCAUACUGGAUCCGUUGCCUUUUUCAAGUGCUAAUCUUUUUUCUGGACUCUUAGUUGUUCUGUAUAAUACUUGCCUGGGUAUUUUUUUUCCAGCCAUAACUCUUUACAGCUUUCUGGAGCUCAUCCCAGCCUUUCAAACUGGCAGUGCAUUAGUAGGACUGGAUCCUCCAUGGUGCUUUUUGGCCAACACCAGAUGGAUGACUAGCUAGAGUUGCUAGACGAUCCCUCUGUGGUGCUAGACUUGUGUAGGCGACUGUUCCUCUACCAUGCAUCCAGCGCCCACUUCAAUCUUGAGCACUGUUACUUGAGGCCUGGUAAAUCAUUUAAAUGUUAGUGUGGAAGAAAGGGAUACAAUCAGCUGCCUGCUUGGGAUUACUGAAACUUUGGUGCCAAAUUUAGAACUUGGGUGCAAGUUGUCUGGAUGAAUAAGCCAGCUUUUAAAGCCAGUGCAUUGCAUGUAUGAAUAGUGCCUCACGAGGUGAGCCAGUGGGACUGUGGGUGUAGCAUUGCCUCCUCUUGAGGUCAGACUGUUGCACACUGCUUUAUUGGAAGGAUUUGGGAUUUAAGGAGACUGUUAAUGCAAAGAUACUGUUUGUCUUUUUAGGUUGUACUAUGCAGAACAUGAGAUGUUUAAAGGUGUGUCUGUGCACUGGAAGCCUUGCCUUAGAAAAGGAGUGAAUAUACCCCUGGGUUUGCUCAUAUGAAAAGCGACUGCGUCAACACUUCUCUCAGGUAAACUGGGCUUGCUAUUUGAACUAAGGUGUGCUAAGGCAAGUAGGUCCAGAGUGCAUUGGGUUCAUGUCAAACAACAACGAGCCUUCAUUCAGGGAACCCUAAGUGAGGAAGUCCAAACCUGACCAGUCAGGUUUCAUCACCAUCACAACAAGCCUGCCGGUAGUCACCAUCAUCCAGUGACCUACAUUCUACAGCGUUACAUCACCGCCGUGCUACUGCAGUGUGUGUCAGUGUACCAGACACAGGCAGCAUCUCAGACUCGAUGUACCGCUAUCAAAUGGUGCUUCAGAAAACAAAAAAAUGCAUCCUAACUAAGGGGGCCAGUUUAAGGAAACCCACUUGAACCAGUAACCUCAGUCAGGAACUGGCUCAACUCUGCCAGCCCGGUCUUAAUUACAAACUUUUUUUCUGACAGUUUUUCUAAAGCCACCAUGUCUAGCCUCUAGCCAUCUACAAUCCUUACGUUAGAGAGACAGAAAGGUGCAGUUAGACUUUAACACAUUAGAGCAAGGGACUGUUAAACUAGGCAGCCUGGAGAACGGGCGAGCAAUCGAGGGAGGGGGAGAGGGGGAGCGAGAGAUCAUCUGGAAGAGGAGAGAGGAAGUGGUGGCACGGGAGAGGGCGGAGGCAUUGGAGAGACAGAGGUUGGCAGAGUACAUCGUGUGGAGGAAGAGGGAGGACUUCCAAGAUAAGAAAGGAGAACGAGAGAAGGGAGGAAAGGGCUCUGUGAAAGGGAAGGAGGCUUCGCCAGAAGUGAUCUGGAGGAGGAGGGAAGAAGAAGAAGAAGGGGAAGCAGGGAGGGAUAGAGCGAACGCCAUUCAGAGAGGACAUGAAAGCAUUUGGAGGAAGAGGGAGAGGGAGUGAAAAAGGAGCCAGUGACAGAUUUGCGUUGCACUUGAAAAAGUAGGUGUCCAGGAGACUGUACCAAGUGCUUGGUAGUAGUUGUACAUCAGUAAGCCUCCUCUCUCUUCUAUAGCAGAUCUAUUAUCAACCAGUUAAAGUUGUGUAUUGCGCGUGUAUUGCUGCACCUUAGUUGGUGUGUGCAGCAGUCUCUUAUGAACGCAAUAGGCGCUAAUAGGAUUUUUACAGGCAUAUAUAAAGCAAGGUAGAACUAGCAAAACGAACUGCUUCACACAUGUGCACACAACACACACACAAACGGGUUUAAACUGGCCCACACAUGUAGACAAAUCAUUAACAGGUGUGCACCCCUUUGUGCUUUAAGACACACGAGGGGGGGCGCCUUUAGAGACAAUCACUUGUGUUGAUUUAUUAUGGUGCUGGCGACAGCUGAAUAACAAGCCCUCACUCAGAGAUGAUUUAGGCGGGACGAGAAUCUUACCGAUAUUGUUUUCUGUCCAAACACCAAGAGGAACACUCUGUGGAGAGCUAAGAACUCAUCUUCAUCUAUUCAGGGGAACUGAACAAACUGCAACUUUACAUAAGAACUGAGGACAACAUGAGCUGUAUUGGUGCACUAAUAAACUAUUUUCAUCUUUAUUCCAACUUCAUCGUGGAGGCGGCGCUUCCCCAAUGCACAGUCUCCCAUCUCGCGCCCGUCGUGGAAGGAGCCAAUUUUAACGCAGUUUGUUUUUGGCUGCCUGGUAACGAUUGGAGGACAGACAACCAGACAGAUGGACGGAGAGCUCUUGCAGUGAGCAAGACGGACAGAUGGUUGUAUGUCCUUUUCUGAGGGAAACUUUGAAUUGUGAGACAAAAAGACUUCAAAUUGCUGCAGACAGUGUGGACUUAAAAUCAUACCCCGCAUAAAUAUGGAGCUUGUGCAGAAAACCAAGUACACCCACAUUCGGAGUGAGUCGUUGAGCUCAACCGACGAAACAAACUCCAACCCAUCGUCGUUCCCACCUUCCAGCCCUGCCACCCCUCUGUCCCCCUCACCAGGUUUACCUUCGUCCCUCUCCUCCUCGUCUCUCACUCCCAUCUUGCCCCCCACCUCUCCCCGACCGGCUGAGAACAGCCCUACCACCCUCUGCUCCUUCUUCCCUAGUAUUAGAUCCCUUCGUCUGGGUGUCUCUGCGACCCUUCUCCCAGGACCCAGGGCCACAAGCCGGUCACACACAGCUCAGGCGCCUGUUGAGUCGUCUGGAGAUGACAGGAGCAACUCUAGCUCCUCUCCUCCUCUUCAUCAACAUGUCGCCCUCCUAACUGCUCCCUGUCCCCCUCCCCGACCUCCUUCGCAGGACAUGAACCGGCUUGCAGGGGCGUCCAGAAGGGCACGGGUGGAAGGAGGCCAGCUGGGAGGCGAUGAAUGGACGCGCCAUGGCUCUUUUGUCAACAAGCCCACCCGUGGUUGGCUGCAUUCAGACAAUGUGGUCAGCACCACUGGAGUUUCCUAUACUGUACGGUACAUGGGUUGUGUGGAGGUGCUCCAGUCAAUGAGAGCUCUUGACUUCAGCACCAGAACUCAGGUCACCAGGGAGGCUAUAGCUGUGGUUUGCGAGGCGGUACCUGGAGCCAAAGGAGCCCGCAGGAGAAAGCCUUCUUCUCGCGGUCUGACGUCCAUCCUGGGGAAAAGCAACCUGCAGUUUGCAGGCAUGACAAUCAGCCUCACCAUCUCGACUGGCAGCCUCAAUCUACUGGCCUCCGACUGCAAACAGAUUAUCGCCAACCAUCACAUGCAGUCCAUCUCCUUCGCUUCUGGAGGAGACCCAGAUACAGCUGAGUACGUAGCAUAUGUGGCCAAAGAUCCAGUCAACCAGAGAGCGUGUCACAUCCUGGAGUGCUCAGAGGGCUUGGCACAGGAAGUCAUCAGCACCAUCGGCCAGGCCUUUGAGCUGCGCUUCAAACAGUACCUGAAGAACCCCCCCAAACUGGUCACACCUCAUGACAGGAUGGCUCCAUUUGACGGCUCUGCUUGGGAGGAAGAAGAUGACGAGGCUGUUCCUUCUCUCCCUCCGCCUCCUGCUGAGGUUCCCUACUAUAAUAACUUCCCUGAUAAGCAGCCUCCCCCUGGUGGACUGAUUGACAUGAGGAGCCGUCCAGGAGCAACGCUGCCUUAUGGGCAGCCGGGUCAGAGCGACAUUCACAAACAGCCGGUGCCUCCUCUACCAGUGGGUGUUAAAGAAGGAGGUCGGGAGCUGUUUGACGACCCGUCAUACGUUAACGUGGAAAAACCCCGACUUCCUGUAGCAGCUAAUGGAAACGCUCACAGAGACGCUUUUGACAUGAAACCGCUUGACGAUGCCUUGGGAGUCUCUGGACACGGCCCGAUGUCGGUGGUGGUGCCGCCCUCGCUGGUGCAACAGUUGCAGAACGAAAUCUGGUUCCACGGUAGCCUGAGUCGCAGAGAAGCCGAGAGACUGUUGACCCGAGACGGAGACUUCCUGGUGCGAGAGUCUGGGACCACCCCUGGGCAGUACGUCCUUACGGGACAGCAGGGGGGCCAGCCCAAGCACCUGCUCCUGGUCGACCCAGAGGGAGUGGUGCGCACGAAAGACCACCGUUUCGGGAGCGUCAGCCACCUGAUCAGCUACCACAUGGACAACAGGCUUCCCAUUGUGUCCGCCGGGAGCGAGGUGUUCCUGCAGCAGCCAGUGGAGCGCAGGGCCUGAAGCUACACACGCCAAUGAAUUACUCCACCAAAAAUAGACGCUCACUCCCUCUGCAAAUCCAAACAACACACUCCCCAAAUCAUAUGCUUUAAUACGCACCACACUACACACAGCACUCCCAUGGAACAUCAGCCAAAAAAAUAAUACAAUAUGUCACCGGUUUCUCAGUAAAAAAAACAAAAAAAAAACAUUACUUUCUUAUUGCUGUCGCCACAUGUUCUGCCAAACUGUGACCUGCAGACUCUCAUCAACUGUAUGAACUGUCAGACUCGUCCAUCUAAUGCAGAGAGGCACGGAUGCAUUUUCUUUAACUACUGUGAACCAGGGAGGCCCUUCACCAAGAUCACAGCAGGGCAGAAAACAGAUGCAAUUUCUUUUUUUCUUUUAAUGCGGUUGAAAGGAAGAAGAAAGGAAAAAAAAAACAGAAGUGCUUAGAAAUACGUGGAAAUGUGUCCUAAAACUGUUGAACUGUGGAGGAUGGAGGAACAGACUUGGACUGAGAGGGGAAACGGUGCCUCCUCGGAGCGUCGCUGGGGAAUUUUAGAUGAAAAGGCGCAAACCAGGCGGUUUCAGAGACUUCACCGAUUUCCGACUCGCCCUUCAAGUCUCCCUGGAGAAGCGGAGUCCGAAAAAGAUUGGGCAGAUGAUUAUGCAUACACGAGUCUGCAUCCUGUCUUAUCAGGAGCGCCGCCCCCACCUUCAGUCACUCCUGUUUGAGGACUUUGGACCUUGGAGGAAAGCAUGUAUGCAAAAGCUAUGCUAAAGGCCCUCAUAUCUUUUAUUCUGUUGUGUGUGUUUUGUUCUGAUAUCGUGAGUCAAAUCACUCAGUGGACAUUUGGAGUACAGGAAGAAAAACAGCUGUAUCUCCCCAAUCCUUUUGCACACACAUGCAUAUGUAUAUACACACCUUUACACACCACACACACACACACUCACGUCAUGCCAAAGAUCAUAAACUUGGUUGCUAUUAGCUUAAAAAAAAAAAAAAAAGGAAGCCAUGACUAUUAUUAGCAGUUUUGUCUAGGCAUGGGCUGGGAUUAGAUUCUCGUGGCGCGAGGAUCUUCUGGAAAAACAAAAAGUAACAGAAGAUCCGUUAUUCCUACUGCUGCUAGAAUGAUAUACUAUAUGAUUAACGGUUAAAAUGACGUGAAAACAUCUAUUUUAUUGCUAAAAUAAGGAAAAUUAUCACCUGCUAAGUUUAGAACCAUCCUUUAAAAGCAUUUUUUUUUUUUUUGGCACAGAAAAUUAUACCGUUGUGCAGGGCAGCUCUUUUCUAAAUGAACAGGCGGGUGACGAGCUAGUUGGUGCAUCAAGUUGGACAGUCAGAUGCUCUCUGACUGUCCACCUAGCAGAAAUGCUGCUAUCAGGUUAACAAUUACCUUCAUAAAGGUGAUGGGAGGGGGCGUUCGCCAUUGAAGUUGUCUUUCUUAAGCCCUGAAAGAAAUGUAGCACCUUUUUUUUUUUUUUUUUUUUACAAUCAGCCAGCUGACCGGCAGUGGGCAGCAACAGGUAGAGGAGGAAGCAGCUUUUUUUUCUACCCGUUGCUCUUCACAUCUGAGGAAAAUGUAAAGAAAUUUAAACUGCAGGCACGGCUAAUGGAAAAAAUUUAUCGGUUUUUGAAACGGUUGCAUUUCAUCAGCUUUUUUCCUUUUUCUCUUUGUCAGCUGGCUGGCAGUGUGCAGCAACAGUUUGGGAAGGGACAGUGUUUUUGCUACUCUAUGGUUCUAACAGCUGUAGAAAGCUGACACUUUUUUGGGGGCCGCUUAAGUACUAUAAUACUAGAAACAGCAUGACAGUUUUUUUUUUUUUUUUUUUGGUCCAGUAACAAGUGAAACUUCAGUCACUCAAGCGUUUUCUCCAGCAUCAAUGUAGAAAGACUUUAAACAUCAGGAGCAAAGUAACACACGUUUCUAGCAGCUGUAUAACCAUUCAUGUUUAAACCCUUGGUACACCUGGAUACUGCUUACCGGCCCAUGCCUAGUUGUGUCAUAUUCAUUUUAUUUUUUUAAUGGGCUUGUUUUCUACUGGAGGAAAAAAGAAAAAAUAAAUAGAGGUGAUCGUGCCUGGAUCCAGCAUCAAAGAGGAGAUUUAUGAAGUACACUGAUGUCAGCCACAGGACAAAAAAUAAAUAAAUUGUGCAUUUUACGAAGCAUAGAGGGUGCUGUUCAAUAUCACUUUUAGGAGGUGUUUGCAUCGACAAUCUAUGGGUAAUAUCUUCAGAGUUAAAGCAAAGAGGAGAAACGCUCAGCAGUCUUUAAGCAAGAACAUCCUGCUUGCAAAUACAACGCAGAGAUUUCUGUAAUCGUUUCGUGUAUAAAGAGGGAAUCAUCUUUUUAAAACGAAACAAAGCGGCUCCACGUGACUGCAGGUCACGUUUUUUUUAAAGCGUCGCCGUCGAUCUUCAGCGUGCUGUUUUCAAACUUGCAAGGUUACGAAGAAUGGGGGGGGGGGAGGCGGGGUCGUCCUUUUUCUUCUCCCCUCAGUUCACGCCGUGUUUUCUAUCUUUUCGAUUGUGCCUUGUUUCCUCGAUGCAGUCAUGUUCUUUCAAUGUAGUCACCUUAUGUACUUAAUCCAGAUGUAGUCAACAGCAGGAGAAUCUCUCAGUUUAGCAAAAAGAAAAA